GCUGCAUCCUACUCUUUGGAGACUCGCUCCAGCAACUCCUCAGCACUACAGCAGCUUUGUACAGACAUUUACUGUGCUUCUGGAGGACUUAAUAAGUAAAAAUUAAAGAUCUGUGGUCCUUUUUUCACGUGUCUGAGGGACAUGAAGCACACUGGAUUCUGCAUAAUUUGGCUUUGGAUGGCAAUUCUCUUCCUCCUUCCUGUUUCAACUUCUAUGGCAGCCACUGACAAGACAGUUACAGUGUGUCCUAUAAUGAGACCAGAUGGACAUCAGCUUAGACAUAUCUAUAAAGAAAAUCUUGAUGUUUCAGGUUUUGAUCUAGCAGAAAGCUUUUCUCUGAGACAGGCAUCUUGCGGAGGUGACAAAACCUGUUUUAAACUGGGAAGCACACCUCUUAUCAGAGACACUCGGCAAGUAUUUCCAAAUGGCCUUCCUGAAGAAUACUCUUUAAUAGCCACAUUCCGUGUAAGACGAAACACCAGAAAGGAACGGUGGCAUAUAUGGCAAAUUUUAAAUCAGUAUGACAUCCCACAGGUGUCUGUCAUUGUUGAUGGUUCAAAAAAAGUUGUGGAAUAUAUAGCCAAAUCUGCUCAGGGAAAUGUGCUACACCACACCUUUAAAAAUCGGGAAAUUUAUCCUCUCUUUGAUCGGCAGUGGCAUAAGGUUGCCGUUAGUAUACAGUCAAGGAUUGUUUCCCUCUAUGUGGAUUGCAACUUAAUUGAGAGAUGGCAGACUGAUCUAAAGGAAUCCAUUGACUUUCAAGGAAGGACUUUCAUUGCUGCUCGAGCUGCUGAUGACAAGCCUGUAGAUAUUGAACUUCGCCGCAUAACAAUUUAUUGUAACCCAAAAUUUGCAGCUCAAGAGACCUGUUGUGAAAUAUCUGAGGGCAUGUGCCCACUGGAGGACAGUUUCAUUACUACUUCUUCAUCACCAGUGACUGUUCGUGUCAACAAAAUACACACUCUUCCAGUAACACAGCAGGAGUCUAAAGACCAAUGCCUCUGCUUUCCAAACAAAGGUGAAGCAGGAUUGCCAGGAGUAGCUGGUUUGCCAGGUCAGAAAGGAGAUAAAGGAGAAAAGGGUGAAGUGGGUGUUAAAGGAGAAAAUGGUGUUUCUGGUGUUCCUGGGGAAAAGGGAGAACGUGGCUUUGAGGGUAAUAAAGGAGAAGAAGGUGAAAAGGGUGAGAAGGGAGAUCAAGGAGAACCAGGACCUGAAGGCAUGCAUGGAAAAGAUGGCUUAAAAGGUGAUCCUGGUGAUCCUGGUCUGGCUGGUCCUAAGGGAGAAAAGGGAGAUGAAGGGCCUCCAGGACAAGCUGCUUUACGGGGUUUGCCAGGGCUGGAAGGUCCUCCAGGUCCACCAGGGAAAGAAGGUCAGAGGUCCAUAAAGUCAACUAAAAAGGCAUGUGAUACCAUGGUGAAUGGCACAGUAGAAACAGAUUGUAAAGGGGUUAAAGCAAGG
Messenger RNA from Chelonoidis abingdonii (Abingdon island giant tortoise), 1458 nucleotides. The record is from RefSeq and is a predicted model, not a curated record. Lineage: Eukaryota; Metazoa; Chordata; Testudines; Testudinidae.